This is a messenger RNA of Funneliformis mosseae, 870 nucleotides long. The record is from the annotation of a GenBank genome assembly. NCBI's taxonomy places the organism in Eukaryota, Fungi, Glomeromycota, Glomeromycetes, Glomerales, Glomeraceae.
AUGACAUUGAACGAACUUACAGGGUCAGAAUAUGAUUUUUCUAAAUGCCAAACUCAUACUCCUGGCAUACCAGAUUUCAAUUGUCAUCUUGUGGAAUUGCUUAUCCUGAUGAUUGAGGCAAAAAGAAAGCAUGUUUUAGAAGAUAUGGGCAAACAGACAUUUUUCGAGUUUUAUCAGACAAGUAAAGGCAAAGACGUAAUUCAACAAAUCUAUAAUUACAUGAGAGGAAACGAACUUAAAUACAGUAUUCUUACCACCUGCAAUAGUCACUGGUUUCUAUGCCGAGAACAUACAGAGCUCUGGAUCUCAAAAACCCUUUCACUGCAAUCCCUAACACGACAGGCAAAAGAGAAUUCCAACUCCCCUAAACCUCAAGUACUAGUGCUAGCUCACGGAGACAAUAAUUCACGUACUCUUCGAUCGCACUCAAAAUCAUCAUCCAACUUCUCAUUAAAUCAACAACAAACUUCUGGCACUUUUGCAAAUCAACAAUCAUCUUCUAACAUCCCCGUAGACCAGCAAAUUUUAGUUUCAGUGUUGAUUUAUCAAAAGCCCCACAUACAUCCUGAAAGAAAUGCAGAAAGAAGUCAAGAUUUACAAAGACUUCACAAAUAUUCAAGGCAAGUAUACUCCAAAGUUGAUCUGUUAUGGAUUUUAUGGAGAAGGGCUGUUAAGGGAUUAGAAGCGAUUCACAAGCAUGGUAUCCUCCAUAAUGACAUUCGGGAGGAAAAUAUCUUAAUUAACGAUAACGGUGAUGUCUAUCUGAUUGACUUCAGGAUGGCAAAUCGGGAGGACACAAAAAAGAAGAGAAAACUUUUCGAGGAGGAACAUCUCAAAUACACUAACUUGCUAGAUAGAUACAAUGCGUAA